AUGCCUACCCCCAACCGCAGACUCGCUCCUUCUCUUGCUAGCACUGAUGUCCAGUUGCUACAAGCUUUGAAUGCGAUGAAAGAAGAGAUGAAGGCCAUGAAGAAUAAGAUCACAUUGAUAGAUACAAGAAUCGGUGUAGUGAUCACUGGUAACACAACCGCCAUUAAUGGCAUUGAUGCCUUGUCUGCCCUCCCAGCAUCUGUGCAUGUGCCCACUAGUGUUGCAUCCACUUCUGCUGCCCUUCCCAUCACCGAAUCAAGUGAUACUAAUGCUGUAUUUCUAAAAUCAAGAGACCAGGCAGAAAUCCAAGUGAACGCCAUAAAACCAAAGUGGGCAGUUGAUGUUCGUUUUGAUUGCUCUCCAAAUAGAGAGUUAGUCAAACAACUCUUGUAUUACUUGGAAAAGAAGUUUGCUGGCACUGAUAUGAGGACACACGACCUUCGUAAGUAUAUAUAUACAAACUUCUGUAGUAGACGUUGCCAGCAAAGGGAACUUCCAGAAACAAGACGAGCCUUGAAUACUAAUUCAAGAAGAUCUGGCCGUGAAACUGAUAACUACACUCGCCAUCGCCUUGCUUAUGAUGCUUACAAGGCUGACAUUGAUCUCAAGAUGGGUUGA
This is a messenger RNA of Phycomyces blakesleeanus NRRL 1555(-), 618 nucleotides long. RefSeq lists its product as hypothetical. Lineage: Eukaryota; Fungi; Mucoromycota; Mucoromycetes; Mucorales; Phycomycetaceae. The record is from RefSeq and is a predicted model, not a curated record. The transcript has 3 exons. Bases 1 to 618 code for a protein of 205 amino acids.